AUGUCUGAGAGCUCAGUAGCUUAUCGCGAUGGUCCCCCACGUGGUGCCGAUGGCAAGCCGUUGCCGCUCGACUUCACCCAUCAUCUUUCCGAGGUGACAAAGCGUCGCCAGGCGAGCCAGAUGAAAAAGUACUAUCGGUUCUUUCAGAUUCCCGGAAUCAAGAAUCUUGCUGGCGGUCUACCAAACACCAAAUUCUUCCCCUUUGAGACUCUCGAAGCCCAAACCGCAAAGCCCGAGAGAUGGCAACCCACGCCGAACCACCCGGGAACCGACAAGGACAAAAAGAACCCGGCGGCAGAAUCCGCUCACAUCACCGUCCCCACGAUCUCGGGUGAGGCCAACCCCGUGACGAAGGUGGACGUCGCCACAGCGUUGCAGUACGGUCAAGCAAACGGCUACCCUCCACUCCUUGACUGGGUUCGCAAGUUCACCCGCGAUCACCUCCAUCCGGAUGCGCCCUACAGCGGCGGCCCGGAUGUGAUCCUCACCUGCGGCUCGACCGACGGCUUCGCCAAGACGCUCGAGAUGUUCGUCAACCCCUGGAUCGACGGGCUUAACGACCCCCGGGAGCGUCCGGGGUUGCUGUGCGAGACAUUUGUCUAUGGUAACAUCCUCAGCCAGGCGGAACCGAAGGGCGUGCAGAUUGUGCCGAUCAAGGCGGAUGAGAAUGGUAUGUUGGCUACGGGAGAGGGUGGGCUGGAGGAUGUGUUGGCGAACUGGGAUGUGUCGAAGGGGAAGAGGCCGCAUUUGAUGUAUACUGUGACCCUCGGUCACAACCCAACCGGCUUCGUCAUCCCCGUCUCCCGCCGCAAGGAAAUCUACGCCAUCUGCAGCCGCUACGACGUGAUCAUCGUCGAAGACGAGCCCUACUGGUACCUCCAAUUCCCAUCCGCCACCGCGGCCAACACGGCCAAGGCCAAGGCCAGCGGCCUGAAGCCCUCGCAACCCGAGCAAGGAGGAGAAAUCUUCAAGCGCACCGUCUCAACGGGCUACCCCUUCCUCGACAGCCUCACCCCCUCCUACAUCUCCAUCGACGUCGACGGCCGCGUCAUCCGCCUCGACACUUUUUCAAAAACCAUCGCGCCCGGCUGCCGUCUUGGUUGGAUCACCGCCCAGCCCGAGCUCAUCGACCGGUUUAAUCGCAUCGCUGAGACUUCGACGCAGCAACCUUCGGGUUUUGUGCAGAGUCUAGUGGCAGAGUUGGUGAUGGGGCCUCAGCCUGAAGCUCCCUCCUCCUCCUCCACCACCGCUACCACCUCGUCUUCCAGCGGCUGGUCCUUCUUCCGCUCUUCUUCUUCUUCUUCUUCCUCCUCCUCCCAGCCUCAACCAGCAAAACAAACCCCCUCCGGCGAAGGCUGGCAAAUGACCGGCUGGGUCCGCUGGCUUGAAGGUCUCCGCGGGAUGUACGAGCGCCGCAUGAACCGGAUGUGCACGAUUCUCGACAGCGGUUCCUCUCUGAUUUCCUCGUCUACCCGUCUGCGCGCCACCACCAAUGGUUCCUCUGUUGGAACACCAGGCGACUGGGAAGUCAUCACCACCACCCCGCUAUACACCUACUCCUGGCCUGAGGGUGGUAUGUUCAUUUGGUUGCGGAUGCACUUUGAUACGCAUCCGCUCUGGCAACACCCCCUUUUCUUUCCUAGCAAUGGAGAGGGAGAGAAGACCAAGGUGAUUGACGGCCCAACUAUCUCCCUUGCGCUCAUGCUGUUCCUCACUCUCAAACCGCACCUGGUUUUGGUUUCUGCGGGCAACAUGUUCAGCGCCACAUCCCAGAUCAGGGAGGAUGUCGGGUGGCAGUACUUCAGGUUGUGUUUUGCGGCGGUGAGCGAGGAGGACGUGGAUAGCGGAGCGCAGAGGUUUGUGGAUGGUGUGAGGGCGUUCUGGAAGAUUACGGAUGCGAGGGUGAUUGAGAAGUUGGUGGAGCAAAAGGUUGAUACUGAGGAGGUGGUGGCGAGGGUGAUGGGACAGGAGGGGGUGAAUAACCUUGGGGGUUGGUUGGGAUGCUAGAAGCUGAUCUGAUAGGCUCUAUGAUGGGAUUUAGACUGGUGUGACGAAGGAAGGAUACAAAUGUGUUUAUGAUUUUACGAUAAUUGGGACAUCGCGAAUUUGGUUGAAUAUGAGUCCCUUGAAACGAGUUUGCUGCGUAUAGUCACAUUGACACCAACCUGCAAUUUAAGGCGACUAAAG
This is a messenger RNA of Neurospora tetrasperma FGSC 2508, 2187 nucleotides long. RefSeq lists its product as uncharacterized. Bases 1 to 2007 code for a protein of 668 amino acids. The transcript is spliced from 3 exons. NCBI's taxonomy places the organism in Eukaryota, Fungi, Ascomycota, Sordariomycetes, Sordariales, Sordariaceae. The record is from RefSeq and is a predicted model, not a curated record. Gene Ontology annotation, biological process: biosynthetic process. Gene Ontology annotation, molecular function: pyridoxal phosphate binding; transaminase activity.